Molecule: messenger RNA, 3811 nt
Organism: Tilletiopsis washingtonensis
Lineage: Eukaryota; Fungi; Basidiomycota; Exobasidiomycetes; Entylomatales
Exons: 9
Coding region: 1-3741 (1246 amino acids)
Source: RefSeq, a predicted model, not a curated record
AUGUCGACACCAACGCCCACACCCGCGCCGCCCGACGUGGCGCUCGACAGCCCCGCCCGCGCCGCGUCCUUCCGCACGACGGCCAGCGGGACAGGCAGCACGCGCACGCUCUCCGGCCUGCGCAGCCGCCUCUCGUCUAAGCUCAAGGGCCACCGGCACACGGAGAGCGCGCCGGCGGGCUGGGCGCCGAGCAGCGACGACAGCACGGCCUUUGACCCCGCCAGCGAGCCGGCGCAGGGCGGCGCGGCAGACAUCCAGGACUCGGCGGCGCGAGGCCGGCCGGGCCACGCGCGCAACUUCAGCAGCGCCAGCGCCGCGAGCGUGGGCCAGGCGCCGCCCGUCGUGGCGCGGGCUGCACACGCUGUCGCGCAGUUGGCGGGCAUGAACCCGAUCACAGCGCAGCGGCAGCUCAUCGUCGGCACGCUUGUGGCGACGGCGCUGGCGGCACAGCUGCUCAGCCGCCUGCUGCACUGGAGCGUCGGCCUGAUGGCCAUCGGCGUGGGUGCGCAUCUGCUGCUCUCCAAGCUCGACAUUGCGGCGCGCGACAGCGCGUGGGAGCGCGAGACGGCCACUCGCGAGUCGCAACCUCACAACGCCGAGAGCGCCGAGUGGAUCAACCACGUGCUGGGCGUUGUGUGGCCGCUCAUCUCGACGGACUACUUUGUGCCGUUCGUCGACCUGCUGGAGGAUGCCCUGAUGCAGCAGGUGCCCGGCAUCGUGCAUGGCUGCCGCGUCGACGGCCUGGACCAGGGCACGAUUCCGCUGCGCAUCGUGGGCUUUACGCGGCUGCCUUCGCACGAGGAGGCCUUCCUGCACGGCGCGGAUGCCAAGCACAACGUCAGCGAGGCGGAAGAGACGCUGUCGGACGUGGGCGACUUUGUCAACCUCGAGGUCAGCUUCGCGUACCGCGCGCCGAGAGCGCGUCGCAAGAUGGCGAGCUCGAACAAGGCCGAGGGGCUCGGCAGCGAGGCGGCGGGCAUCGAGGAUGAGGAGAUCGACAGCAGCGCGGCGGAGCAGAUCCACCUGCUCAUCUACAUGGCCAUCGGCCUGCAGAAGCUCGCAGCCGUCGAAGUGCCCGUGUGGAUUGAGAUGCUGGGCAUCGAGGGGAAAAUGCGUCUGCGCCUGCAGCUCACGCCCGCCGCGCCGUUUGUCAAGCACGUGGCGUUCUGCUUCGUCGGCGCGCCGCGCAUCGAGAUCUCGGCCAAGCCGCUCGGCCGGCGCAUGGUCAUUGACGCCAUGAACCUGCCGCUCAUCUCGUCGUACGUGCUGCGGUCCAUCGAGGCGGUGAUCCGGGACUUUAUCGCGCCGCAGUCGUAUUCGAUCGAUGCUGGCGCGCUGCUCAGCGCCGCCGACGGCCCGCAGAAUGUCUACGCGCUCGGCGUGCUCGUGGUCGUCCUGCACCGCGCGACAGACCUCCCAGCUGCCGACGUCGGCGGCACGAGCGAUCCGUUCAUCAAGAUUUCAUUUGCGCGCGCCGGCAAGCCGCUCUACAUGAGCCGCGUGCUCGUCAAGACGGUCAACCCGGUGUGGGGCGAGACGGCCUUCCUGCUCGUCGGGCCGGACGAGGUGCGCGACCACGAGCGCAUGCGGCUGGGCGUCUUCGAUGCGGAUCGCUUCAGCAGCGAUGACGAGCUGGGCCACGUCGAUGUGUCGAUCGCGCGGCUCAUCCGCCGCAGCCUGCACAAGGAGAGCGAUGCCGACGCGCCAUCGCUCAUCGAGGACCGCGACGACCCGCUCGUGCCGCCUCGCCGCGGUGCCGUCACAUCAGGCCGCCUGCGGUACUCAGUCGCCUUCUGCCGGCUUGCGCAGCCGACCAGUGGCGGCCGCUCGGCACACCGGCAGGACCUGCUGCGCCAGGCGGCGCGCAACGCCCCAUCCUCUGCAGGCGCCGAGAAGACCCCUCUCUCGCUGCCGGACUCGGCGAGCUACGACGACAAGAAGGAUGACGCGCCGAUCCCAGAGCACCUGCUUACGGCCUUCGACCGCUUCGUCGUGCGCAUGGGCUUCCCACUCGACGACGCCGUGAUGCGCUCCCGCGCCGAGCGUGCCGAGCGUGUCGCCCGCCUCAAGGCCCUCAUCGAGGGCGAGAACGACGCGACGACGUCGGCGCCGCAGCCCGAGUGGCCGGCCGGCAUCCUCGCGUUCCACAUCCACUCGAUCGACGGGCUCGAGGUGCCGACCACGCAGCGCAACUUCAACAACAGCAAGCGCCUCGAGAAGAAGCCGCGCUACACGACUUCCGACGAAGCGGCGGGCAACAAGGCGACGCCCAAGUUCCCCAGCUCGUACGUGCAGGUCUUCCUCAACGACGAGGCCAUCUUCCGCACGCGCACCAAGGCGCUUGAUCCGCGCCCCUUCAUCAACGCCGGCGCGGAACGCUGGGUGACCAACUGGCAGACGGCGCGCCUCGACUUUGUCGUGCGCGACCAGCGCAUGCGCGAGGCGGACCCCAUCUUGGGCCUCGUGGGCCUGCGCAUCGCCGACGUGCUCAAGGAGAGCAGCCGCAGCACGGGCUACUACACGCUGACCGGCGGCCUCGGCUUCGGCAAGAUCCGCCUGAGCCUCGUGUGGCGCUCCGUCGAGCUGCGGGUCCCGCGUGCGCUGUCCGGCUGGAAUGUCGGCGUGCUGGAGAUCAGCGCUGCACGCGUGUCGGGCCUGCAGCUCGCCGACGUCGACGAUGGCCGUCCUGCCCAGCUGUACUUUGAGACCGUCGGCGGCACCGCGGAGACAGAGACCAAGGAGCCGCACGCCGAAGGCACUGCUGGCGCCACGAUUGGCUACGACUAUCCGCUGCAGCAGUCGUUGCGCCUACCCGUGCGGCAGCGCUACCCGUCCUACCUCUACAUCCACCUCCGCAGCGACUCGCGCGUGCCCGGCCGCCGGCACAAGCACGCGCACGGCGCCAUCCCGCUCAACCGCAUCGCCGACGGCGAGGGCGUCUUCAAGCGCGUGCAGCUCUUUGCCUCUGCCGAGUGGCAGGAGAUCGAGCAGCAUGCACUGGGUCGCUACCCGCCGCCGCAGAGCGUAGAGAAGGGCGCCGAACGCGCCGUGCUCGACGAGAUGAUCGCUGCCACGGACUCAAACGAGCAUCCGGAGAGCGAGACGCUGCGCCACGUCGGCUUCGUCGAUCUCACGUUUGUCUACCACGCCGGCAUCGCGCAGGAGCACCGCAGUCUCGUCGCCGGGGACAACGAGCUGCGCUACGCCUUCGAGACGUUUCUCGCCGGUAUCGACGGCGGCGAGCGUGCCAAGCCGGCCAAGCUCAGUCCGGCGCUGCGGCGCAGUCUCUCGCUGGCGCAUGUGAAAGACGAGCCGCGCCUGUCGGAAGAGGACCCGGAUCGGAGCUACGGCAGCGAGGCGAGCACGUCGGGCAACGCGCUGCGCGUCGACACGGGCGCGGCGGAGGCCAGCUCGAAGCACAGGGCUGCCGCGGCUGUCAACCCCGAUCUGAUGAGCCCGGAGGAGCGCGAGGAGCAGGAGGGCGAGGAGUCGGACCGCGAGUGGGAGGAGGGCAACAACGAGGUCAACGAGGAUGAGGACGACACGACGCCCGAGGGCCGACGGGCCCGGCAGCGCGCCCUGCACCGCCAGCACAAGGGCGCUGCGCAGAUCAAGGGCUACCGCUCGCUGCAGUGGGUCGCGCAGAAUGCGCAAGAUGGCCUCGGACGCGUGAAGCGCAUCGCGGGCCAGCAGAGCAAGAAGAUGGGCAAGAUGGAGAGCGAGGGCGUCAGUCACUUCUGAGGGCCGAGCGGGUGGUGUGGGGAGCGAGUCACGCAAUUGAACAAGUCACGGCCUGUGCUGCGAGCGAAGG